AUGUCCACUCCAUCCCCUUCCUCCUCCUCUCCGCUCCACCAACCUUCGUCGACUCCAUAUUCGCCGGCGCCCAGCGCCGGCAAGAAACCGCAGCCGGUCCCCUGGACCCACCAGCAAACAGUCCACCUGAUCCAGGCGUAUCAGGAGAAAUGGUACGCCUUGAAGCGCGGCCAGCUCAAGGCCGGGCAGUGGGAAGAGGUCGCCGCCGCUGUGGUCUCUCGCUGCGGCCACAACGGCUACCAGCCGGUGAAAUCCUCCACGCAGUGCCGCCACAAAAUGGACAAGCUCCGGAAGCGUUACAGGGAGGAGAAACGCCGCGCUUCCCUUGGGGGUGUGUGUUCCUGGCCUUACUUUCGGUUGAUGGAGGCCUUGGAAAGGGGAUUGCCGCCAUUGCCGAUUGGCGAUGGGUUUAAUGGAGAAGAGGGUUAUGAUUACGGUGUGGAAGAGGAGGGAGAGGAGGAGGAGGAAGAGGAGGAUGAAGAGGAGGAAGAAGAAGAGGAGGAAUCUGGGUAUAGAAGUAGGUCAAGGAGUAUCAAUUACAUAAUUCGGCAGCCGAGUUCUAGUAAUGGUUUUGGUGGGAGUGAUUCAGGGAGUUUGAAAGAGAUGGGGUGGAAGAAGAGAAAGAGAGAAGGAGUGAAGGAAAGGGAAGAGAAUGGAAGAGGCGCGGCCGCAUUGGCAUUGGCAGAGGAAAUGAGGGCAUUUGCUGGGAAGAUGUUGGGAGUGGAGAAGAAGAAGAUAGAGAUGGUGAAGGAAAUGGAAAAGAUGAGAAUGGAGAUGGAGAAUAAGCGAAUGCAUAUGUUUUUGGAUGCUGAGAAGAAGAUUAUUGAGAGUAUUCAAAAUGCUUUUGAGACGCAGGAGAAAUGA
Messenger RNA from Linum trigynum, 864 nucleotides. Lineage: Eukaryota; Viridiplantae; Streptophyta; Magnoliopsida; Malpighiales; Linaceae. The record is from the annotation of a GenBank genome assembly.